Molecule: messenger RNA, 619 nt
Organism: Drosophila arizonae
Lineage: Eukaryota; Metazoa; Arthropoda; Insecta; Diptera; Drosophilidae
Source: RefSeq, a predicted model, not a curated record
GAUACAUUUGUACACAUACUUCCACAACUAUUCCACACUAGAGUGUCAUUCGAGUACAAUGGCUUUGCGGAUCCUUCUUAUUGCUUGUGCUAUUAUUCAGCUCUGGAUAACUCUCAAGCACAGUUACCAUGAAGCUGAGGCUGUUGAGUUCAAGAUGACAAAUCUGGUUUGCGAGACUCUCAAUAAGUCAUGGAUGGUCUUUCAUAAAUGCAGACUCCGGGCCGUCAGUCGUAACAGGACUUGCAUGUAUUUGAAUGGAACUAUUCUGCAUCCUGCGUAUAAAAUUCAUACCCGACUUGAAAUCUUUCAAAAGGCCAAUGGCUACAAACCAUGGCUCAUUAAUACGACAGUUGAUGUCUGCCGUUUUCUGAAGAAACCCUUUAAUCCAGUGGCAAUAACCAUAGCAAAACUCUUUUUAGAAUUCUCCAAUUUUAACCACACGUGUCCUUAUCUGGGCCCACAAAUCGUCGAUGGAUUUUACCUCAGAUAUAAAUCUCUGCCGCAUGGUAUGCCGACCGGCGAAUAUCUUUUGAGCCUAACUUGGCAUUUUGAUUGGAAGCCACAGUUUAUAACAAACAUUUACUUUAAGUUCAUAGAAGACAUAAAGGCGGAUACUUAA